Messenger RNA from Macrosteles quadrilineatus (aster leafhopper), 1902 nucleotides. RefSeq lists its product as uncharacterized. NCBI's taxonomy places the organism in Eukaryota, Metazoa, Arthropoda, Insecta, Hemiptera, Cicadellidae. Bases 1 to 1902 code for a protein of 633 amino acids. The record is from RefSeq and is a predicted model, not a curated record. Gene Ontology annotation, biological process: telomere maintenance; DNA repair. The transcript has a single exon. Gene Ontology annotation, molecular function: DNA helicase activity.
AUGGCAUUGUUCAUUAGGGAAGUUAACCGGAGUGUUCCAGGCGCAGAAAAAAAACAAACUAGUGAACUUGUGGCUAUGGAUCCUAUCAGUGCGUCACGGUUUAUCCAUAUAAAGUUCAAGGCAAUGUUGGAUUUUAUUGUCUCUGAUGCUGCUCCUUUAGGAAAAGUCAGUCACUACUUCUACAGGCGAGAAUACCAAAGCAGAGGUCUCCAACAUUUCCAUCUUCUUCUGUGGGUAGAAAAUGCUCCUGUAAUGGGGACGUCCAGCAACGCAGAAGUAGCCGACUUUAUCCUUAAGUACAUUACUUGCAAGGUUCCAAAUGCAUCCGUUUCACCUACUCUCAACAACAGAGUUACAAGUUACCAAAUGCAUCACCACAACUCGUACUGUAUGCGGACAAAGAAAACCAAAACCGGGUUUCGUAAGGCUUGUCGUUUCGGGUUCCCCCGGCCAAUCACAGGGAAUCUUGUUCUGCGUGACGUUGUCGAGUCUGUAGCUGGCAGAAAAGCUCUCAAGUCUAAGUCACGUCUUUAUGACCUACCCAGAACACCAAGCGAGAGCUUUGUCAAUGACUACAACCCGGCCGUGUUGCUAGCUUGGAAUGGAAACGUGGACAUCCAGUAUGUAGGCGAAAGCACUUCUAUCCUACAUUGGUAUGUCACAAAGUACACUACCAAAAGUGAACAAAGUCAUGCUGGCCAAGUUUUUACAGAGAUUAAUUCUACAAAAUCAUUAGCUAGUAGACUGUUUAACGUUGGCCUUAGAGCUUUAAACAACCGUGAGUGUGGUUCUUUAGAAGCUAGUGACACACUGUUGGGCAUUCCAUUGUACAGCACGGACCCGGAGACAACAAUAAGAUGGUUGGAUGUAGGCAUGACCAGACGCAAAAGACUACAAAAAAUCGACAAGAUACGAAGUAUGGACCCAAGUUCAACGAACAUAUUCUACGAGUCGUGGGUUGAUGACCACUACCCAACUAGACCAGACGAACUAGAAGAUAUGAACUUAUACGACUUUGUGAGAUGGUACGAUAUAGCUGCUCAACCACCUAAAGGCGACCGUGAAGUGCAUAAGUUGAAUUCAGGCAAAUUCCUCACUAAAAGAGUCAGACCAUGCUUACUGAAUCACUAUAAGUACAGCCCCACUCAGGAUCCUGAAAAAUACUACCAUGCAUUACUUCUUAUGUUUAUUUGUUGGAGAUCUACUGAUGAGCUGAAAGAGUCUCAUGAAACAUACACAGAUGCUUUUAUGGCCAAGCGGACACUUCUCACUCAAGCCUUCAACUAUGACAAACGUUUAAAAGACAUUAUUGCGGCAUCGGAGAAUGCAAGAGACAAAAUUCAAAACCGAGUUGAAGAGAUCAAUGCAGAAGAAGGAGAGGUUGCUGAUCCAUCCAAUAUAGCCUUUCAGCCCUUUAAUGAACCUGUCCCCGCAUCCCAGCCUGUCAGGGACAGCAAUUGGUCGCCGAAUGACGAGCCGUUUGAGAAAAAAUACCAAAAACUCAAUGACGACCAAAAGAGAGUGUUUGAUUAUGUCAAACGAGUUGUUGCAAACUCUGAUGGGACAGAUAAAUUUCUGAGACAUUUUGUAAGUGAUGUGGGAGGUACUGGUAAGAGUUUUCUCAUAAAAACUAUCAGCUCUUGGACUAAAAAAUGUCUUCAAGCCUCUACAUCAAUAUCAGCUCCCACAGGACUAAGUGCUUACAACAUCAAUGGUUCUACGAUCUACAAAGUGUUUCAGCUGCCAGUUAAGCAUGGAAAAACUCCAAAGUACAAAGCUCUUACUGAUGAUGUUUUAAAAAUGUUGAGAUCCAACCUGAAAGAUGUGGUGCUCUUCAUAAUAGACGAAGUGUCCAUGGUCUCCAAUCUAACAUUGAUGUACAUAAAUCUCAGACCAAAGUAA